Molecule: messenger RNA, 231 nt
Organism: Akanthomyces muscarius
Lineage: Eukaryota; Fungi; Ascomycota; Sordariomycetes; Hypocreales; Cordycipitaceae
Exons: 2
Coding region: 1-231 (76 amino acids)
Source: RefSeq, a predicted model, not a curated record
AUGUCUGUACGCGCCGGGCCGAACCAGGGCUAUCGUGCGCUGGAUGCUCUGGACUUGUACACGGUCCCGGAGCAGCGGGACAUAUAUGUGCCUCCGCAGUUUGCUAUCGGUUUGAAUGUAUUUGCUGGACAGCUGUAUUUUGGCUCUAAGCGCGAGGCUAUCCGCGUCUGUCACUAUCUCGGUAUCAACUUCUUAUAUAGAUUUAUACUAAAUCUAACAAAAUUCUUAUAA